AUGAAUACGUUAGAUUCUCCGGUUGAAGCUCUAGCUUUCAACUAUCUCAGAUUCGAUAAAUUAUGGACGUGGUGGGUAUCUGUCCUCGCCGCCGCCGCCGGCUUUUGGAGGAUCAAAGUCCCUUCUUUAUCUCCGCCGUCAAAACCAAGCUCGGAGCCAUGCCAAGCAGCCGCCGCGAGGAGGCCAGCUUCCAGUGAGCCGCCGUCAACGGCUCCUAGAACUACUGUAACGCCGUUUUCCGCGUCGGAAGGAGUAGAUGGCUCGACGAAGGGGAAGUUCGCCGCGUAUUUUGACUGCGAUGAUGAGCUGGCCGGCGGUAACGACGCUGAGAGUAACGGUAACGGCGGCGGUGGGGGUGAAGUGUUGGUGAAGGACUGGUACGGGUGUUGGGAGAGGGUAAUGGAAACGAGAAUGGGAGAAAUGGGGUGGUACCGUUACCAGGAUAUAACGGUGAUUGACGGUAACGUCGUUAGGUUAUGGGAAGGUGGUGGUAGACGGAGGAGCACCGCCGCAGUGGUGGGUGUAGCUUGCGUUGUCACUACAUGGCAGUCAAGCAUCGGACGCCAUUAUUAG
Messenger RNA from Ipomoea nil (Japanese morning glory), 573 nucleotides. RefSeq lists its product as uncharacterized. NCBI's taxonomy places the organism in Eukaryota, Viridiplantae, Streptophyta, Magnoliopsida, Solanales, Convolvulaceae. The coding region runs from base 1 to 573 and encodes 190 amino acids. The record is from RefSeq and is a predicted model, not a curated record. The transcript has a single exon.